GGGUAAUAUACAAAGAUGGCGUCGCUGUUAGAGACGUUUGAGCAGCAAUAUGCUGCUCUUACUUCCGAAAUAACGUUUAAGAUAGCAAAAAUCCCAAAUUUACCGUCAGGUGACAAGGUGUCAAUAGUGUCGCAAGUGGAAAGGAACCUAGAAGAAGCUCAUGAAGUACUUGAACAGAUGGAACUGGAAGUCCAAAGGCUACCAAUGACAGUCCGCCCGAAAUUUCAAAAUAGGGUCAAGAGCUAUCAAGCUGAACUUGUUCAGCUAAAGAAAGAGCUGCACAGGGCCAGGAUCGCCUACAGUGACGAUGUGUUAGCUCGUGACGAACUUUUUGGAGAUUCAGAGGGACUGUCAACAAGUGAAAGGCAGUGUCUGUUGGACAACACGGAAAGCUUGGAACGCUCAACGAAUAAACUCAAGGCUGGGCACCGUUUGGCGAUUGAAACUGAACAGAUCGGAGCAGCGAUUCUUACGGACCUCAGUGCGCAACGGGACACGAUAAAGAGGGCACGAGAAAAGCUCAAAGAGACCGACCACGACAUCGGGAAAAGCUCUCACGUGCUUACUGGGAUGAUCCGGAGGGCCCUGCAGAACAAGUUCAUCUUGUACAUUGUGGUCGGUGCCGUCUUGCUAGUCAUUGUGCUCUGCAUCUACUUCAGCGUACGUCGUCACUUCUGAACAGCGGAAUUCGGUGGAGCAUUGAGAAUGAACGGGCAUACGCAUGAAUUUCUUGGAAGUGACAGCAUUCGUGGGUGUAAGGACUUAACGUCGGUGCGGAACAACAGCUAACUUGCACCCCCCACGAAGCAUUUGUGAUGGAUCUGCGUUGGGGCUAGCAUUAUUACGCCUAGAGUUGCAAGCUUCAGCGUCGACUGAAAGAAAUAUGCCUGCAACAAAUGUUUUCUAAAUGUAGCAUAGCAUCAAACCUAAGCGGAAAGAAUCCGGGCAUUUUAGAAGUUUAUGAAAUAUAAAUGGCAGCUUUAUUUUUACACCUCAGAACUGCUUGUGGAAUAACUAGCUGUUAGAAAUCUCCAUGACGAGUUGUGAUCAUCACGCGUCACUUUCGUAAAACACGUACGAAACAUUUUGCCAUAAUCUGUUCCCCGAAUAACUGCAUUGCAGAACAUGGCUUAUUGAAACAACCAAAUACUACACUAUGACAGUUUGUCUCUGCACUGGAGGAAGGGUAAAGUUAGGAGAAACCUCGCAACGAAGUGUCUGUCCACUCGGAAAGGCAAAGAUAAGGGGGUAAUUCACAGCCCAGCAUGGGUCCACUGUAGAAACCGUCUGUACGUAUCUCACUUUGAAAUGUUGCCCCCUUACGUGCAUAAAGUAUAGAAACAAAUACAUCCGCACUACAUCCUGAAAGGAAUCUGCUACUGCAAUCUGGAAAGCAUGAAGUACAGUUGCCUUUCAAGGUACAGUGUGCUGUAUGUAGUGCCUUGAAGAGCAAAAUGAUGCAUGCCUUCACAGAUGCAACAGCUCCUUUCCUCUUACGUGCUAUCAUACCGAUACCAGUAUACCACAAAUCACUGAUGACGCUUGCAUCGCUAUCCAUGGCAUGCAUGUUUCUGCGUUCAAGUGUGCAGUGUUCCAUCCCUGCCGGUCUGCCAACAGACUCUCUGAUGAAAGAUGGAAGUCACUGAAAAGGUUCAUCAAUUGUCUCAUAUUCAGACUCUUUAAUGACUCACAAGAAUAGAGGACCUGAAUGCUGUGACAUAGGCGAACAGAAUUUUCUCAGCUUCCAAGUGGACGUUUUUUGUUUGUUUGUUGUUGUCUUUCUGAGUAAGCCAUAUAAGAAAACAAUAACAACAACAACUUUAUUGUGAGAUGAUGAAUGGGGCCAGGGGCGAUACUCUACCCCAUUGCUGGUAGUGAUGCGGGAAAUGAAAUAAUGAGCUCCUUCACAAUAAGGACCGAAGUCCUACAGUAUCCAAGAGACGUCAAGAGAGUUUUGAGGGCAGUGCGUUGGUGUGCCGGAUGUGGCCAGGGACCAAGCAAUUUUGUGAGAGAGAGAGCGGGCGAGAGGCGUUAAGGGAUGCGGAGAGUACGGUUCGGGAAGGCUGGUAGUGUGGGCAAUGGAGAUGAACGUGCUCUAGAUCUUCUACAGCACCGAAGUGACAGCAUUGAGGAGAGUAAACUUGUCUCAAGCGGUAAUGCCGCUGCGCUGUAAAAGCCGCAUCGAGGCGCAUUCAAUGAAUUAAUGGAGCAUCUUGACGAGAGGUAUGUCGAGGCAUGUCGCUGUCGUCCUGUUCAUUCCCUUCGACACCGCAAUGGGCUGGAAAAACAAAAUUAAAAGGAACUUGCUUUUAAAUUGUUAACCAAUAUGGAUUCAUCCAACAAUUUUUUUUUAUCCUCCUAAAAUGUGCUCUCUUAUGCUCAAAUUAUACUUAAAAUGUCUCUAAAUAAGAUAGACUCUCCAUGAGAGUAAGAAUCUGGGUAAGAGGAAGUGGUAAAUACCUUGACAAUGCAGUACUAAAAAAACACAAAUUACCUAGACGAGACUUUUGGAGAAUAUAUAUGGGAAUAUAUUACUUUAAUAUCACAAUGCAUAUCCUCUGACGUUGUACUGUAACAUUCAUCUGGGUCAGAAUGCUGUAAGCCCAAGGCUCUUCCAGGAUAAUAUCGGGAGUCACCAGCACUCCCGCGACCCUCGCAUAGGAGCAAUCCUACUUCUGGUGAACUGGAUGUUGAUGAUUGCGCACAUGUUGCUGAGUUGAGAACGAGAGUCAUAUUUUGCCCCAUUAAAUGUUUGGAACAGAAAUUCGAGGGUCUUUCGAGGACCUUUCAAGGUUCAGCAGUCAUGCUAUCCGGGACAUAAAACACGGAUUAUGGCCUGCACUUUAAUAUUUCACGGAAGCAUUUCUAAGCUAAAGGUAUCGCACGAGAGAGUACAUUAGGACUGCGUAGAAGUGGUGCGUUCGCAGACAUGAUUGAUGACUUCCGAACUCAAGAUCACGGGAUAGAAUGGAAGGCUGGUGACUGCAAUAGAGGGUGCUGUUCAUUUCUUACACUUCCGAUUUCCGCGACUGCUGGCUCCUUGCGUUUUUCACAACUAUAUUAAUUUUGACUAGUUCCGGACAAGCUGCAUUUGCCCUGCAGCUCAGUGAGAACGAGAAAAAUAUGCAAAAUCGAGGGUUUUCAGGGACUGUGAAAAAUUCCAGUGGCUCCCCGUCCUUGAAAAAAGCAUUUUCAAAUUUGAGGGUUAUUUAGGCUAAUUAUUAGGGCUAAUUAAAUGCCCUCAGAUGCUACAGUAGACCAAAGGGUUCCUGUAAUAAAUAUUUUUUUGUACAUGAAAAAUAUGUAUUGCCAUGUGUAUGACACUCUCUGAACCUUCCCAAGGGCUCUGAAUUCACUUUGCAAAGUACUUGCAUGCAAGGAGUGCUUCUUGGUUAUCCAAUCUAGAUUUUUAUCUUUCUAAAGUGUAGACUUGAGACGUUAUUUGGCACUGACUUUCAAAGAAGUCUAUUAUAGGGAUGCUUUAAACUAGCCGACUUCACGCUUGGUUUCGAAUUGAAAUUAUGAUGCAUUAUUUUUCACUUCGUUAUCCAGAUGUUAUGCACCUACACAUCUUUGUCAGGUCCCCUUUCAACCAAUAUAAACCCUCUGUCCUGUUAUUUUGGAAAUUUUUUGCGAGUCAAAAUUAAGACUGUCGAUAUGACAGAAUGUUACCCGCAAGGUGACUGGAAGGUGACUGGAGCUUUACUCUGGAUGUGCUUGCACAUACUUGCACAUUGUGGGAAUGUGCUGUUCGCAGCUGUGCACAUAUUUACAUUCCACAGAUGUGGAGAGCUCAUUGUUCGGAGGUACUAUGUAAUACUUUCCUAUGUCUGAAGGGCAAGGGAGAUUUAUAAGCCAAGGUAAGACGAACACAACACUAUCUCGAUGUUCGUGAUAUAAACAUGGCAACUCGUUCGGUUCUAAUGAUGUCCAGAUGCAUGUAAAUGCUUGUUUAGAGGAGUGUAGACAUGCUCGUGCUGUCCAAUCUUGUCCAACCUGCAGACUGAUCAUCCAGAGUGUACCAUCCGUUCCUUGUACACAGUUUGAACUUUGCAACGCUUAGGUCAAUCUAUAAAUAUUAUGACCGCAUAAUACCAAAUAAAGACACGUUGUUUUGUGUUGCAUGUGGAUAUCAGCACAUGGUUGUCAGUUAUGAUUGUGCUCCUAAAAAUGAAGCAGCCGUGUAAAUAUACCAUAUUUAAAUACGCCAAAGACUGGUCGUACAGGUCAGUGCACCAUGUCGAUCAACAGUUCUGCCUUGUCUGUCCAUUUCUGUACAAGCAACUUCUUUAGUCUUUAAUCAUUGUAAAGAGAAUUUACUAUGUACAACAACUUGCGUAACAAAGCUCCUAGCCUGCAUAAAGUUAAUACGUUGUAGAUAUGUACACAUUAAAUAUGUUGAUGUAAAUAUACUAGUGUGAUGCA
Ornithodoros turicata is the source of this 4425-nucleotide messenger RNA. Its product is annotated as vesicle transport through interaction with t-SNAREs homolog 1A-like. The transcript has 7 exons. Gene Ontology annotation, molecular function: SNARE binding; SNAP receptor activity. Gene Ontology annotation, biological process: vesicle fusion with Golgi apparatus; retrograde transport, endosome to Golgi; macroautophagy. The record is from RefSeq and is a predicted model, not a curated record. NCBI's taxonomy places the organism in Eukaryota, Metazoa, Arthropoda, Arachnida, Ixodida, Argasidae. The coding region runs from base 16 to 678 and encodes 220 amino acids. Gene Ontology annotation, cellular component: ER to Golgi transport vesicle membrane; Golgi apparatus; late endosome membrane.